Messenger RNA from Penicillium argentinense, 864 nucleotides. Its product is annotated as sulfotransferase family protein. NCBI's taxonomy places the organism in Eukaryota, Fungi, Ascomycota, Eurotiomycetes, Eurotiales, Aspergillaceae. The coding region runs from base 1 to 864 and encodes 287 amino acids. The transcript is spliced from 4 exons. The record is from RefSeq and is a predicted model, not a curated record.
AUGUUUGCCUCGGAGUCCCCAUCAUCUUACGACAUAGACCGGGAGAAAUGCUACCGUGCCGUGCCAAUGCGGGUUCUUGUGUUGGGCUUAAGCCGAACCGGAACGGAAUCUGAACCCAUUUAUAUAGCACUUCGAAAGGCAUUAGUCCACUUGGGAUAUAAUGGCACAUACCAUGGUUAUGCAGCGGCUGUGGAGUACCCACGGGACUGCGAAUUGUGGCUUCGGGCUAUGCGGGCGAAGUAUGAUGGCACAGGAGCGCCGUUUGUCCGUGAGGACUGGGAUCUAUUGCUCGGUGAUUACCAGUUGGGUGUGAAGGCCGUGUGUGAUGUUCCUGCGGCAUGCUUUGCGGAGGAAUUGAUGGAUGCAUACCCAAACGCAAGGGUCAUCUUAACAAACCGUGAUACUGAUGCGUGGUUCGAGUCGGUCCAAAAAACACUUAUUGCUAAUGCUUUCACUCGACGGGCUUCCUUCAUCUCCUUUCUCGCCACGAUAACGCGUAGCCCAAACCGAUGGACGCGGCCAGUCAUGAUGUACGCAUUGUCUGACUUCUUUGGUGGCAGUUUCGAGAGAAAUGGAAGACAGGUUUACCAAGAACACUACGACCGUGUGCGAAAAAUGGCCGCCGAGAGAAAAAUGGAAUUGCUUGAAUAUGAGGUUACAGACGGGUGGGGUCCGCUGUGUAAGUUUCUGGGCCACGACAUGCCAGAGAAUCCGUUUCCUCGCGGCAAUGAUAAGCAGGAGGUGAAUACGCGAAUCAAAGAAAUGAUAAAUCGAGAAGUCCGGCGGCUGCUGCUGAUUUUUGCAGUGCUUCUCUCCUGCUUAUUGUUAAUUAUUUUGAUUGUUCUCUUGCUAGUUGGGCUAUAG